GAAGCACUUUGUUUAGCGCACCUACUAGCCUACGGUAGCUUGGCCCGGUGACUGUCUUUCCAUGCUGGUGGGGACAUAUUGAUGAAAAUAUUACUGCAUGGAACAUCUGAAAUUUUCCUACCUAUGUUCUCCUCUAAAACUUCUGUGGUGUCACAACUUAUCUCUCUGCUUGUGCAACUUGACUCUUCUCUAGGAAGAGCAAUCAGCAGACCAGGAAUAUGGCUCCAGGGCUCCUGACAACUAUUGAUGAGGCAUUAAUGGCCUUCAGAGAUGUAGCUGUAACCUUCACCAAGAAGGAGUGGAAACUACUAAGUCCUUCCCAGAAGAUCCUGUAUCGGGAUGUCUUGGAGAACUACAGCCACUUGGUGUCAUUGGGAAUUGCCUUUUCUAAACCAAAACUCAUCACACAGCUGGAGCAAGGGGAUGAGCCCUGCAGAGAGGAAAGCGAAUGUCUUCUGGACCUUUGUCCAGAACCAAAGACAGAAUUCCAGCCUAGUCUCUCCUGCCCAGUGGCCUUUUCCAGCCCACAGUUCCUCCAACAAUAUAUGCUGUGCAGUCAUCUCCUUCAGAUCUUCCCAAGCUCUUCUGUAGGAAUUCACUACCCAGUGGAAUCUCGAAGCUGCUCAAAUGUAAAAGCAGAUGAUGGAGAGAGAGAAGGUUCUGGCACCAUGUUCCGGAGGCUGCAGCUGAGUGGGACUUCAAGAGCAUUCUUUGGCCUAUUUCAAGGUCAGCCAGUAGACAGGGUGGAAGGCAACAGAGGUAGAGGAAUAGACCAGGGGAUGACUUCUGAGAAGGCAGACACAGGGUUCACAGGGGCAGACUGCUCAGAACCUGGAGCAGUCAUAUCAGAAAAAUAUACACUAGGACAUAGCACGAAUUCAAGCCUCUUUAGCCUCCAGAAGCAUCAUGUGUGUCCUGAGUGUGGCAGAGGUUUCUGCCAGAGGUCAGACCUCCCCAAGCACCAGAGGAUGCACACAGGGGAGAAGCCUUAUAGUUGCAGGGAGUGUGGGCGAGGCUUUGGCCGGAAAUCUUCCCUCACUGCACACCAGAGGAAACACUCAGGGGAGAAGCCAUAUGUGUGCAGGGAAUGUGGGCGACAUUUUAGGUAUAUAUCCUCGCUCACUAACCACAAGAGGAUACAUUCUGGGGAGAGACCUUUUGUCAGCCAGGAGUGUGGACGAGGCUUUCGCCAGAAGAUUGCCUUAGUACUGCACCAGAGGACACACUUGGAGGAGAAGCCCUUCAUGUGUCCUGAGUGUGGAAGAGGCUUUUGCCAGAAGGCAUCACUCCUGCAACACCAGAGUUCACAUUCAGGUGAAAGGCCCUUCUUGUGCCUAAAGUGUGGAUGUGACUUCAAGCAGCAGUCCCUGCUCCUCAUUCACCAGGUCACACACUCAGGGGAGAAGCCCUAUGUAUGUGCUGACUGUGGACAUGGCUUUCGCCAGAAUGCCACCCUCAUCAGACACCAGAGGACACACACAGGGGAAAAGCCAUACCUAUGCUCUGAGUGUGGUCGUGGCUUUCGUCAGAAGGUCGCCCUCAUGGGACACCAGAGGACACACACGGGGAAGCCCUAUGUGUGCCCUGACUGUGGGAGGGCCUUUGGUCACAAGGUCACCCUUAUCAGGCAUCAGAGGACACACACAGGGGAGAAGCCUUACCUGUGCUCUGAGUGUGGCCGCACUUUUGGUUUCCAGUCACUCCUUAUCAGACACCAGAGAACACAUUUUGGGGAGGAAUCUGUUGUUUAUGGAGUGUGUGAGCAAAGACUUAGCCAGAAAUCUGACCAGAGAACACACUCAGGAGAGAAGCCAUGUGUGUGUGGUGAGUGCGGACGCAGCUUUGGCUUCAAGUCAGCCCUCAUCAGACACCAGCGAACUCACUCAGGAGAGAGGCCAUACAUGUGUAGGGAGUGUGGUCGUGGCUUUAGUCAGAAGUCUCACCUUCACAGACAUAGGAGGACUAAGUCUGGCCAUCACCCCCUGCCACAAGAGCUCUUCUCCUGACUUUUCUUUUCCUAUCAUCCUGAGUGAGAAGAUGGCCGAAGUCACUAGGAAAUGCUCUACUUUCCUCAAAUGCAGUAGAAGAAAAAAAAUACUGUAUUCUUUCAUUUGUAAGAUAGUGGGUUUAUAAUUACCUCCUGCAUUAGGAAUGUAUUUUAAUUUGCUAUGGCUGCCAUAAUAAAAUACCAGACUUAAUGCCUUAAAGAACAGAAACUUAUUUUCUUGCAGUUUUAGAGGCUAGGAAUCCACUGUUAACAUGUAAACAAUUUGGUUUCUACUGAAGCCUUUCUCCUUGGCUUGCAGAUGUGACUGUGCUUGCAGUAUUCUGAGGUGGCCUUUUUCUGUGUGCUUUCCUGUUGUCUUUCCCUCCUGUAAGAACACUAGCUAUAUAUUAGGUCAGUUGAGACUAGAGAUGCAUUUCCUCCAGACAUAGAUUCCUCUUCAGCUGUGAACCUAUAAACCAGCCAAGUUAAUCUGUUUCCAAAAUACAAUGGUAGGACUGGCCUAGAAUUCGCAUUUCCAUUCCAGAUGUGGAGAGAAGAAAGGAUUGAUGAUCCCAAACAAGUUGAAAACCUAGCAAGGCAGAUUGUUACGUUUAAGGCUCGAGAAUGAUCUUUGUGGCCAGAUCCUCUGCUCUUCCAGCCCACUCCAGUGGCAUCAGCAAUGCUGGGCCCACUGACACCAUGGAAGAAACAUACUGUCCCUGACUGUUACACUCUGGGCCCACUUUGGAACUAUCAGACCUCUCAUCUCUGUUUCACCUUUGGGGUCAUUCUUCCCUCUUCUUGAUGAGUAACACAUACUUGUAGUUGGAUAGAUCUAUCCUACCUGUAGAUGCCUUCAUUCAGUCCCAUGUGCAUCACCAUUAGUCCAGUCUGCCAGAGUUCCUGCUGAGAUCAUUGAUUAGUUCCAAGGUAAUUUCUUUAUUAAAUGACGGUGUAGCCAUAUCAUGGUGUUCUUUCCACAAUGUGCUUUCUAAUUUUUUUUUGGAAUCAGACAAGCUGAGAUUUUCUAAAUCUUCAAGUUCUGGUUCCUUCUUGUUUUAACAGUUCCUUCCAUUUAUGCCACUACUCUCAAAUUUUACUGCAAGAAGCAAGAAGAAACCAGGCUGCAUCUUCAACACCUUUUUCAGUAAUCUCAGCUUAAUAUUUGUCACUUAUGUUCUCUGAGUACCCCAAAUUUCUGUGACCAGACAUAAAGUCCUGCCAUGAAACAUGUUCUUUUCCCAUGAGUGUGAAGAAGGCAGAAACUGCUAGGAAAUGUCCUGCUCCUCUGAAAUGGAAGGGAAGAAAAACAGUGUUGCUUUCUUUCUGUGUUCAUGAGAUGGUUUCUUUAUGAUUUACUUUCUAAGCAGUAGUCCUUCUCUGCAUUGUAUUUCUGUUUAAUA
Molecule: messenger RNA, 3390 nt
Organism: Artibeus jamaicensis (Jamaican fruit-eating bat)
Lineage: Eukaryota; Metazoa; Chordata; Mammalia; Chiroptera; Phyllostomidae
Gene: ZNF169
Product: zinc finger protein 169
Biological process (GO): regulation of DNA-templated transcription
Molecular function (GO): RNA polymerase II cis-regulatory region sequence-specific DNA binding; DNA-binding transcription factor activity, RNA polymerase II-specific
Source: RefSeq, a predicted model, not a curated record